CAUCAGUCAUCCGUCAGUCACAGUUGAAGAACAGUACAUGCUUCUUUCAACAUUAUUUCUCUCAAACCUAUAUUUACGGAUCAGGUGUUGGAACAAUACCUUGGGUGGCUACUGGGCAUCAUUCCCUUUCCACUCCCUAAACGUUUGCAUUUAACAGCAACACAAUGUGGAAGCUAACUCUAUCUGCAGGUCUCUGUUUGAUCUUUGCCAGCUUGGCUUCUACCUCCAGGCUGAUGUGCUACUACAACAGCAAGGCUGAAGACAGACCAAAUGUCGGGAAGUUCAGAGUUUCAGAUAUUGAUCCGGACAAGUGCACCCAUCUGAUUUUUGCCUUUUCUGACAUAAGUGAAAAUGAGCUGGUUCCCACAACUGUAAAUGAUGUUCAGCAGUACUUCGAGUUUAACGCACUCAAACAAAGAAAUCCACUUCUGAAAACCCUGUUGGCUGUUGGUGGAGAGAAGUUUGGGACAGAAAAAUUCAGGACAAUGGCGGGAUCACAAGGGAACAGAGAAGUGUUCAUCCAGUCUGUAAUCAAACUACUCAGAGCAUUCAAUUUUGAUGGGCUAGACGUAGACUGGAGGUACCCAACUGAAGAGGACAAGCAGAGAUUCACAGAGCUUUGCAAGGAGCUGGAAACAGCCUUUGUCGAUGAAGGAACUUCAAGUAACCAGGAAAGAUUAAUCCUCGCAGCAUCUGUCUCUGCUGAGAGGUCAACCAUCGAUGCUAGUUAUGAAGUGGAAGAAAUUGCCAUGCACCUGGAUUUCAUCAACGUGUUGACGUUUGACUUCCACGGCCCCUGGGAAAGUGUCACAGCACAUCACAGCCCCUUAUUCCAGGGAUCCCAAGACACUGGAGAUGCUAUCUACUCUAACACUGCCUCUGCCUUAGAGUACUGGCGGGACCAGGGAGCACCUGAAGAAAAACUGAACAUGGGGUUUGGAGCUUUUGGACGAGCUUUUUCCCUGUCCUCUAAUUCAAGCGCUGUCGGUGCACCAGCCAGUGGUCCUGGUGAGGAAGGCUGCUACACCGGUGAAGACGGAUUCUGGGCCUCUUAUGAGACUUGCCUUUAUCUAGAUGGGGUACAAACCCAUUUUAUUUCUGAUCAGAAAGUUCCAUAUGCCACAACAGAAAAUCAGUGGGUUGGAUUUGACGACACAACCAGUAUAAGUACCAAGAUCAAUUACCUCAGAGCAAACAAAUUCGGAGGAGCCUUUGUCUGGUCUCUGGACCUGGAUGAUUUCAGAGGAGAGUUCUGUAACCAGGGCAAGUGCCCAUUCGUUAGCCAACUACAUAAUCUGCUUGUACCAGGUUUCCCUGAAUCACCUACCACAUCUCCCCCUACAACAACCACAGCGGCCCCUACUACAACCACAUCGCCCCCUACAACAACA
This is a messenger RNA of Labrus mixtus (cuckoo wrasse), 1391 nucleotides long. Its product is annotated as chitinase-3-like protein 1. NCBI's taxonomy places the organism in Eukaryota, Metazoa, Chordata, Actinopteri, Labriformes, Labridae. The annotation marks the transcript as partial. Gene Ontology annotation, biological process: carbohydrate metabolic process; chitin catabolic process. The record is from RefSeq and is a predicted model, not a curated record. Gene Ontology annotation, molecular function: chitinase activity; chitin binding. The transcript has 13 exons. Gene Ontology annotation, cellular component: extracellular region.